UCUAAUUUGCACUACAAACAUAACUCACCGACUGAAUUGCUUGUUUUUCAGGAACCAAAAAUGCCGAUUCAGAUGCAAAUAUUUAUGAUUCUUGGCAUCGCACUAUGCCUUAUUUCAGCAACACACGCCGAUCAAGCAAAUGCUGUUUACUACAAUCCCCCUUAUACCCCUUCGGCGUGCUAUCAGAACCAAGACCGUGGAAACAUGGUGACAGGGGUAAGCGAUGCCCUAUGGAACGGCGGAGCAGCGUGCGGAAAACGGUACCGAGUGCGAUGCAUAGGGGCGACGAAUACGGCGCCGCACCCUUGCCACGACGGUGCUAGUGUCGUGGUAACGGUGGUUGAUUAUUGUAGACCACAGUGCAAUGGAACUCUUAAUCUUUCUAAAGAUGCUUUCGCUGUUAUUGCUGAUACUGAUGCCGGCAAUGUUAAAAUUGAAUUUAACCAGGCUUGAAACUCUUACAGU
This is a messenger RNA of Pistacia vera, 465 nucleotides long. RefSeq names its product EG45-like domain containing protein. Gene Ontology annotation, cellular component: apoplast; cell wall. The transcript has 3 exons. The coding region runs from base 61 to 453 and encodes 130 amino acids. Gene Ontology annotation, biological process: systemic acquired resistance. NCBI's taxonomy places the organism in Eukaryota, Viridiplantae, Streptophyta, Magnoliopsida, Sapindales, Anacardiaceae. The record is from RefSeq and is a predicted model, not a curated record.